AUGGAGCUCGGCGAAUAUGACGCGUUCAGGCACUGGGCGAGCUACGGCGCCGACGUGCAGAUCGGGGGGCCGCGGUGUUCAGCUAGGGGCGGGCGGGCCGUGGCGUCCGGCGGCCCAGUGAAGGUCGUGGAGCUCUCGGCCGAGAUGCACAGCAGGGGAGCAAGGCCUCGGCCCCCGCCGCCGGGCACGUCCCUCGAGGCAGUGCCGCUCCCGGAGGCGGGUCCGGUCAGCGUUCGCUUCGGCCGAGCCCCCCUGGGGCCGCUGCUCGGGCGGCUCUGCAGGCACCGUGGAGCCGUUCACCUGCACCCCGCUCUGACCUGGCGCGCCCCCGAGGCCAAGCCCCAGUGGCUUGCGAUAGGCAACAUCGUUGCCGAGGAGUUGGCCGCUCAGGGGCUUGCCCAGAGGGGUGCCGCCGCCCAGCUGCUGCUGAACGGCGUUCGCAGCGGCGAGGUGGGUCGCAUUAUCGACGCGGCCGUCAGCGAGGCGACGGCGGGGCCCGAGGCCGGCGAGGCCACGCGCGCGGGGGCGGAGGCGCGGCCCCAGGAGGCGGCGGAGCGGCCCGCGGCCAAGGAGCAGCGGAGGGCCCUCGAGGAGGAGGUCCUCCUCCUCGCCGACCGCGACCUCGCGGCCAGCGGGCCGUUGGCGGAGGAGGCGGCGGCGCAGCCCUCCACCUCCGAGGCGGCGGCGCAGCCUCAUCAGGCGCAGGCGGAGCUGGCAGCUCAUGAGCCCUCGGCGGUGGAGGCGGCGGCGCAGCCCCAGGAGGCGGCGGGGCAGCAUGUGGCCUGCGAGCCGGCAGCUGCGGAGGCAGAGGCUGCGGCAGAGGCGCGACCUGCUGCGCCGGAGGAGGAGGACGAGGAUGAGGAGGAUAAUGAGAAGGAGGAGGAGCGCGUGACCGCCGCCGAGCCAGUGACGACGGAGGUGUUGGCCGUGCAGCCUGCGGCUGGUGAGCCGGCUGUAGCAGAAGCAGAGGCUGCGGGCGCGCCAGAGGCGCGGUCCUCGGCUAGGGCGGCACAGGGCCUCAGGCCUCGGGGUGUGGCCGCCAAGGCUCUGCUGAGGGGCAUCCGGAGCGGGGAAGUCGGCCAGAUCAUCAACGCGGCGGAGGCGGCGGCGCGGCCUUAUCAGGCGCAGGCGGAGCUGGCCGCUGAUGAGCCCUCGGCGGUGGAGGCGGUGGCGCAGCCCCAGGAGGCGGCGGGGCAGCAUGUGGCCUGCGAGCCGGCAGCUGCGGAGGCAGAGGCUGCGGCAGAGGCGCGACCUGCUGCGCCGGAGGAGGAGCGCGUGACGGCCGAGCCAGUGGCGGUGGCGGUGUCGGCUGUGCAGCCUGCGGCCGGUGAGCCGGCGGCAGCAGAGGUGCCCAGCGCGGGCAAGCCGCACAUGAAGGGCGCCGAGGCACUGCUGAAGGGCAUCCGCAGCGGCGAGGUCGCCCGGAUCGUCGAUGCAGCCGAGCGCGCGAGCCAGGACCCCGCGGCGCAGCAGCUCGCUGAGCUGCAGCUGGACGCCUCUGCGGGCGACGCGCCGGACUUCUCCCACUCCCUGUCCCUCUCGGCCAGCGAGCCGCCCAAGGCGCCGGCCGCCGCGGGCGCGCCAGAGGCGCGGCCCUCGGUCAGGGCGGCAGAGGGCCUCAGGCCGAGGGGCAAGGCUGCCAGGGCGCUGCUGAGCGGCAUCCGCAGCGGGGAGGUCGGCCAGAUCAUCCGCGCGGCGGAGGGCCAGGAGGCCCCCUCGGCAGCCGGCGCCCUCCGGCGGGAGGCCUCGGGGGAGGUGGAGGAGGUCUCGAGCCCCAGCCACCCCCCCAUGAGCAUCCGGCUCUCCUACGAGCUCUUGGCCGAGGAGCAGGAGCCGUCGGCCGCCCGCGAGGAGGCGCGCGUUGGGAACACCCCGCGCGGGGCGGCGAGCGCGGCGGAGGUGGCUGGGGGGGCGCGGGCGGCGAGCCCGCAGGCCUCGGGCGCGGAGGCCCCGGGCGCUCAGGGGGCGAGCUCGCCCGGCGGGAGUGCCGCCGGGGCCGCGGGCGUCAAGGCCUGUGCCAUCCGCGGCCCGGCCAGCACGCGCGAGACGAGCGCCGCCUCGGAGGAGGCCGCGGGCGAGCGCGAGGGCGAGGACGCGGACGCCAGCGAGCGCGGGGCCGCCAGCGAGCUCGAGGGCGAGGGCAGCACAGCGGGCGGGGCGGGCGAGGUGGCGGAAGGGGAGGGCGGCAGCGGCGAGGGCGAGCACGGCCUCGUGGCGGCCAGCGGGCAGGAGGAGGAGGAGGAGGAGGAGGAGGAGGAGGGCCAGGAGGCGGAGGCUGAGGGGGCGGAGUCCGAGGAGGACUCCGAGGAGGAGUCCGAGGAGAGCUCCGGGUCCGAGUCCGAGUCCGAGGAGGAGAGGGAGGCGGUCAAGGACGCGGGCUGUCAGAGCCCAGCGAGCCAGCAGUGGCAGAAGAAGGUCGAGGAGGAGGUCGAAGCCCAGGCCAAGGCCAAGGCCAAGGCCAAGGAGCGCGAGGCCCUGCAGGCCAAGGAGCUCGAGGCCCAAGAGGACGUCGGCCGGAGCCCCGAGCUCUCGGACACCAGGCUUUGGCAGAGGCAGGUGCUCGCCGCAAAGGCGCGCGCGAGCGAGGAGGACCCCGCCUGGGCCGCCUCCCUGGCUGGCUCUCUGGCCGCGCCGGGGAGGCCCCGGCCGCCGCGCCGGGGCCAGGUCACCCUGAGGCCCGCCUCGUCGUCCCGCAGCGCCCCGCAGCUUCACGCGGCGGCCCAGCCCUGCCCCCCGCAACGCGGAUACCAGCCAGCGCUGCCGACGAGUUCGCUGCGCCUGCACGCGGCCCACGUCGUCGUCGAGAGGAUGCACCUGAGCAAGGCGCAGCCCGCGUCGCCAGCGAGGGCCUACCAGGCGGCGGGGCUGCCCCAGCCAGAGCCGCCAUCCGCGCCCUCGCCAGCGCAGCUGGAGCGCCUGGCCAAGGCGCCCGGGCCCCCCGCCGAGCUUCCGCCGCCGGGCCGUCGCGCGAUCGGCGUGCCAGGAAGCAUCAUGAGCCUACGCAACUUCAACGCUUACGACUACUCGCAGAAGCUGAUGCCGGAGGCACCUGUGCCGAGCAUGCUGGAGGCGCUGAAGCCAUUCGCAGGGGAGAGGGGGGCGCUGGCAGCGAGGCGUCAUCGUAAGCUCGACUCCCUGGACGACACUUACGGCCGCAUGGUCCCAGAGCAGAGCCGCUCCCUGCCGAAGGUUAAGAGCCUCCCUGUUCUCUCCGAGAGACGCUCGUCCCAAGGACGUCUGGUCCACCGGGAGCUGCAGCCCCUUGUAAACUUGUAUCGGCGGCGGCCGACGUGA
Messenger RNA from Prorocentrum cordatum, 3294 nucleotides. Lineage: Eukaryota; Dinophyceae; Prorocentrales; Prorocentraceae. The record is from the annotation of a GenBank genome assembly.